UAUUACAGCCGCACCAGAGUUGACCCCUUUGUGUCCGGGAAUAAAACAAAUAAACAAAAUCUUACCGGUAAAAAGAAAUUAAUUAUAGGCACACAGAGGAAUAUAAAAUAAGUUUUGAGGGCAGACUAAAACACAAUUUUGUAACCAGUUUAUUAAAUAUUAAUGAAUAAAGGCAGUAUUUUAUAAUUACUUGUUUAUAACAUUUUAACUACUGUUUUUUAGCUUCUUUCUCUCAUUUCAGUAGCAUUUUUUAUCGAGAAAGUAUACAUUGAACUGCAAGGAGGUAAAAUUAAAGUAAUUAACAACCUUGGUGUGAUAAGAGGGAGGGUUGCCCAAACUAAUGUACACACACAAACGCACACACGCUCAAAUAAACACAGAUUGGUAGUAGCCACAGUCCUACAGUGGUUCAUCUGGGACAGAUGGAUGUCAGAGUAACAACUUAUAUUUGAUAUCGACAAGUCAAUCAGUGGGUAAAUGGUGAUACUCUAAAUAUUUUCAUGGCUUUACAUAGGUUUCCAAUGGAAAUAGCACAAUAGUACUGACAACACUGACAAUUAUUGUUAAUUUAAAAUUCAACAUUUAAUGUGGGUGGCAACAGUGAUGUGAUAACUGAUAUAAAAAUAGUUAUUUCCCAGUAAAAAUCUGAUUCAGAUCUCGUAGGGAGAGAGUACAAACAACAUAUACAGUACAAUAAAGACAAAACAAUAGCAACCCGGUGGAACUGCAGUACAACAUUGAUUACCAUUUUACCAAAGGUAAAAAAAAACUGUUAUAUACCAAAAUAUACUUUAACAUGUAUAAGAUAGAUAGUCUACAUAUUACUUUGGCAAGUACUUUUUUCCCACUAUUCUCUAUACUUUCAUUCUUACAUUUAAACAAAAUGUGAUGCUCACUACAGUAACUUAAAUCAGUGCGAUAAUUUUUUUUCCUUCUCUUCUGUUAGGGAGCUGGUGUAAACUCCCAUGCGGAAGGUGAGGAGGUGGGAAUGUGAGACAGUUGUUCACGGACUCAACAUGGGUAGGGGUCGAGGCAGAGGGAGAGGAAGGGGCAGGGGAUCGUCUGGCCAGUUACGGCCCCCCUCACCCUACAGACUGCAGCUCUCUCCAUCCAGGGAGACUUUGACAUAUGCUCAGGCACAGAAAAUAGUGGAAGUGGACCUAGAUGGAAGGCUCCAUCGGAUUAACAUCACAGAUCCUCUGCCAGUUAUUACUGAGGAUGAGAUGAUGGCCCAGGACAUUGCUGAGUGCAACAGCAACAAGGAGAACAGUGAGCAAACGCAGAGUAAACCCAGAUCGUGGAGGAAACCCUCAAACAGUAAAAGCAGGAGGAGUGUUAAAAAUACAUCUCACCAGAACCAACGUUCUGGCUCCCAGCAGCACAAUGGAGCCACUAAUUCCUUCCAGCACCCAUCCAACCAAAGCCCUCUGCCUGAGCCCAACUUCCGCGUGCUGAGCUCAGUUUGCCCUUCAGAGGCGCCUCCUCUCCCUGCAGCAUACUACCGCUACAUAGAAAAGUCAGGGGAGGAACAGGACAGUGUGGCUGAGUAUGACAUGGACGAGGAGGACCUGGCCUGGCUGGAGAUGGUGAACCAAAAGAGGGUCUCUGAUGGUCAUGCCUCUGUAUCUCCAGACACUUUUGAGCUGCUGAUUGAUCGUCUGGAGAGGGAGUCCAUCCUGGAGUCCCGUAGCCAGGCUCUGUCCCAGAGUGCAGUCGAUGAGGAUGCCUUCUGCUGCGUCUGCCUGGAUGACGAAUGUCUCAACAGUAAUGUCAUCCUGUUCUGUGACAUCUGCAACCUGGCCGUCCACCAAGAGUGUUACGGUGUCCCCUACGUACCUGAGGGCCAGUGGCUGUGCCGCUGCUGCCUGCAGUCCCCUUCCCGUCCUGUAGACUGUGUGCUCUGCCCCAACCGAGGAGGUGCCUUCAAGCAGACAAGUGAUGGACGUUGGGCCCAUGUUGUCUGUGCCAUAUGGAUCCCGGAGGUGUGCUUUGCCAACACAGUGUUUUUGGAGCCUGUUGAGGGGGUCAAGAACAUCCCUCCUGCUCGCUGGAAGCUCACCUGCUACCUGUGUAAGCAGAAAGGCAGAGGAGCUUCCAUUCAGUGCCACAAAGCCAACUGUUACAGGGCCUUUCACGUCACCUGUGCCCAGAAGGCUGGCCUCUUCAUGAAGAUAGACCCAGUCCGGGAGACAGGUGUCAACGGUACCACCUUCUCUGUGAAGAAGACUGCAUUCUGUGAGCAUCACUCUCCUGUUGGGUUUCGGCGGGAUGGGUCAGGAGAUGAGUCGGUUGAUGGAAGACUGGUGGGGGGCAGAGGGAACCGGGGUCAAAGGUCAUAUACUCAAAGCCCCCCCUCACCGCCGAACAAGAAGGCUACCAAAGGCCAGAAAAAGAAGAAUACGAAAGGGUCUGGUGGGUCGACACGUCGCUCAAAUGUGCCUGUGCUGCUCGUGCCUCAGAUCCCCUCUCACAGGCUGAACAAGAUCUGCACAGGAGUCGAAGUCCAGAGAAAGAAUCAGUUCAUGCAGAGGCUUCAUAACUACUGGUUACUGAAACGUCAGUCACGAAAUGGGAUGCCUUUAAUACGCCGCCUUCAUUCCCAUCUACAGGCCCACAGGACUGCAGAGCAGAGGGAGCCUGACGAGAAGCUGUGUGCUGCAAGAGAGGAGCUUCGAUACUGGCAAAAGUUGAGGCAAGACCUUGAAAGGGCCAGACUUUUGGUGGAGCUGAUCCGCAAGAGAGAGAGGCUAAAGAGAGAACAGAUGAAACUUCAGCAGGCUGCUCUUGAGUUGAAGUUGACCCCAGCAUUGGUGCUUCUCCGAUCCACCUUGGACCAACUGCAAGAGAAGGACAUGACUAAAAUCUUUUCUCAGCCUGUCAAUCUAUCAGAGGUCCCAGAUUACUUGGAGUUUAUUUCCCAACCCAUGGACUUCUCCACCAUGCGUACCAAACUGGAGGGACAUGCCUACUGCUCCAUCACGGACCUAGAGAAGGACUUUGACCUCAUGAUUUCCAACUGCCUCAAGUACAACUCCAAGGACACCAUGUUUCACAAGACAGCUUUACAGCUGCGGGAGGUGGGUGGAGCCAUCCUCCGCCACGCUCACAGACAGUCUCAGAGCAUUGGCCUGGACCCCAGCACCGGCUUGCAUCUCCCAGAGGCUCCAAACAAACAUGGCUUCUACCACUGUACGUGGGAUGACGUCGACUCUCUGCUGGACCCAGAGAACAGACUGCACUUAACCACAGAUGAGCAGCUAAAAGCCUUACUGGAUAAACUGGACAUGGUUACAUCCAUGCGCACCAGUGGUGGUCGAACCAAACGCAUUAGGCUUCUGCGCCGAGAGAUCAACACUCUCAGACAGAGGGUGAACCAGCAGCAACAAAACACUCAGUCCGUGAAUGGUAAUGACAAGGAGGAUGAAGGAAAAGAAGAUGAAGAAGAAGAAGAAGAGGAGGAGGAGGAGGAAGAAGAGGAGGAGGAAGAGGAGGAGGAGAAGGAAAAGAAAAUAGAGAAGACAAAUAUUGUGGAUACUGGACCUUUGACUGCAGUGUCCAGCUCUGGGACAGAUGACUCUCCACCUGUGCUAGAACUUACUUGCCCGGUGUCAUCACCACUGCCGGGAGAUGCUCCUCUUGAGCCUCCUGUCCUGGGUAUCGUAACUGGAGGGCGAAGGUCACCAGGGCGCUCCUACAAGCGUCAGAGAUCAUCCCGCAGUGGGAGCAAAAGCCAAGUUGAAGAUGAGGCUGAAGUUGGUGAAACGCCAUCUUCACAACCGGAGGCUGUUCACGAGGUCACACCACUGGGAAAACCCCCACCUCUGCCUUUGGCUGGAGUUGGUCGUCGUACGUCUGUUCUGUUUAAAAAAGCUAAAAAUGGGGCACGGAUGACAAAAACCAAGUCCCCACCACAACAGAAUGGGAAAACGUCCGAGGGUAAAACCAAUGGGUUGGAGAGCAUCACUGCUAGUCCAAAUUCACCCAGUGUGACAAACAUCACCACCUUACCUCCCACUCCAAACACUUCCCCUGCACCUCCCUCUCCUUCCUCGCAUCACCUGAGGUCCAGAGGCCUCAGUUCAGAAAACGAAGCAGACAAACUCCUACCACCACCCAGAGAAGCAGGCCUCACCAAUGGGAAGCACACCUCUGCAGACCAUGAUGAUGACGACGAAAAAUUAAACUGUAGUGUCUCCCCACCCAAACGUAGUCGGGGUAAACCUGCACUGGCCAAAGUCCCUAGCAGUGAGAAUGGAGACAUCUGUGGGUCUGGAAAGUCUACACUUCUGUCUUUAGAUAGUGAGACAGAGCUCGCACCACUGGACCUAGUUUGGGCCAAAUGCAGAGGAUAUCCGUCAUACCCAGCAAUGAUUGUUGACCCUGACAUGCCCCAGGAAGGGCUUCUUCACAACGGCAUCCCCAUUCCAGUGCCUCCUGUGGAGGUGCUUAAACUGGGCGAGUGGCGACAAACGGACGAAGGCGAAAAGCUCUUUUUAGUCCUUUUUUUUGACACCAAAAGAACUUGGCAAUGGCUCCCUCGUAACAAACUACUGCCGCUUGGGAUGGAUGACACUGUAGACAAACUGCGCUUAAUGGAAGGCAAGAAACCCAGCGUUCGCAAGUCUGUACACACUGCGUAUGACCGGGCCAUAGUACAUUUAAACCACGUGAGAGGAAAUCUUAACUUCACUCCCUCCAAUUUUAUAUGAAUUUAGCUGAAACAUUUUAUCCUCUUAAACAGGCUGCCUGGUUAUAUGUAUAGAAGCUUUAUCAAUGCUCUUAAAAAGGUGGAAAAGUAAAAUUUAGGAUUACCAACGUUUCCAACAGUUAAUGGUAUUUGAAGGUUUUCUGUUUAAAACUGAUGCUCUGGUUUUUAAAAUGGAGAGAAAAGGUGCUUGAACACAUUUUGUAGAUGAAUUUAUUCAUUUAUUCACAUAAUUUUUAAAAAAAGGUUUUACACAACCACUGUUGCUAUGUGUUCAUAUAAAGUUUUUAUUUUAGGCCAAAGCGAGUCAAGACUUGAGUGAGAAAAGUGUAAAUAUUUAAUCUUGAAAGGGAUUGUCUUGAUUCAGAUCAUAUUUAGACUGUAUUUGCCAUAGAAAUGUAACUGUGUUUAUUGAAGCGUGAAAGUCCCACUUAAUUUUCACGUCAUAUCUGGACUCUAUGGAAAUUUGGUUUUUACAGCUGUGGAUGAAAAUUUAUAUGUCGCUGUCAGAAAAUGUCUUUGAAAAUUCUAAGUGGUACUGGUAAUAUUAAAAAAUCAUUUAUUUAAUAUUACCAGUAUCUUCAAAAAGUCACCAAACUAAAAAAUAAAGAGCACUGUGUAGCUUAUGCACUUAAAUCUACAGAGGUGUUGUACUCUACUGCUUAAGACACCUUGAUCAGCAAACAGGUAUAUAGUAGUAACUUAUAAAGAAGGCAGAUCGCCCCAGAAAUGAUAAAGUGUUGUUAUGCUUUUCCUUUCAGCCAUGAAGAAGGUUUGCUGUUGCCUAGAUCAUUUAAAGUUAACACUACAUACGUGACACUUUAAAGUGCUCCUGCUUUCUCAAAUUACACUUGUUUACUCGCUAAACUUUAAUAGUAACCCAUAUUUCCAGUUAUCCCUCCAUUAAAUCACAUGGUAUCUAGUCUUUUACUUACUAUUGAUUCAUUUAAGCAGAGUGCUAUUCAACAAAUAUGUCAACCUUGCUGGCAUUGACACUGAAUUUAAAGCCAAGCCUGAAGUGAAGCAUAACUGGUUCUACGUUUGACUCUUAGAAUAAGUUUUGGGUGUGUACGCAUUUUAUUUACAAUUCUGCGAAUACCUCUGCAGAUACAAUAGAAGAACGAUUCAAAUGAGUAGAAUUACUGAUAAAUUUUGGUUAAAUGGCUGCAAAUGCAAACAUUCAUGAACUUUUAGUCCAGCUAUGACAUGUUUUGGGUGGGACUUGAGAGGAUUUUACUUAUUUUUCCAUAUUGUGAAACUGUAUUAUGAUACUAGAAUGUUGGAGUACCCGGUGCAGCUACUUGGUUAGUAAGAUGUGACGCCACUAAAGAAGUGAAGCUGAUUAUUUUGUGGUUAUUAUGACAAAGUCUACUGCAAUCACUCACUGAAGAAGUUGCAAUUGUUUGCAAAUCUGGCUGAAAUGACUUGAAAAGCACAAUCGGUUUGUUUUUAAAAAGAACUUGUAGGAUUGGUGACUCCUGGAGCCAUAUGUGUGGCAUAAACUGUGUGUGUGUGUGUGUGUGUGUGUGGGUGUGGGUGUGUGCGGGUGGGUGUACACAUGAUAUACAUAUAUGUAUACAACCUCAGUGUAGUAAAGGUGCAUGUGUAUAGUUUUGUAAAUAUGUAAAUGUAUGUUUAUAUUGGCUUACAUUAAGUAAUUUAAGGAAUGCAAAAAUCAAAUUUAGAUUUUAAUUUAUAAUUUGUGGCAGUCGAGAGUGUUAUUUAAAAAAUAAAAUAUUGAAAAGAUUUAUGUAUGAUGCUAAGUAGCUCUUUGUAAUAGUGACGGUAUUCACCAACAUGUCAGAACAUAACUCUCUAGAAGUGAGGUGGCACAAGACCUGAGCUCUGUAGGCAGCAGUGACUGCAGUCGCCUAAAGGACGUUUUUUUUUGUUUGUUUUUUUUCAUGCUGGCACGGGAGAUUUUUGAUCUUGUCAUUUGAAUUGUACUUCAAGAUCUGUAAAUCUGCCUGAGACAAUAUUUUCUCAU
This is a messenger RNA of Xiphias gladius (swordfish), 6692 nucleotides long. RefSeq names its product bromodomain and PHD finger containing, 3a (gene brpf3a). Gene Ontology annotation, biological process: regulation of transcription by RNA polymerase II. Bases 966 to 4709 code for a protein of 1247 amino acids. Gene Ontology annotation, molecular function: protein binding. The record is from RefSeq and is a predicted model, not a curated record. The transcript has 12 exons. NCBI's taxonomy places the organism in Eukaryota, Metazoa, Chordata, Actinopteri, Istiophoriformes, Xiphiidae. Gene Ontology annotation, cellular component: MOZ/MORF histone acetyltransferase complex.